ACAUUUCAGUGAGGGGUGAACUCUGGUGCACAGCUUACACGUGCCCUGGGGGCGGAUAGGAGGGCUGCUAUCAUUCACAUUGCUGCUGCUGGAGGUGGGGGUCUGCCCAGUGCCAGGAGGCAACCUGCAAAGGCCUUUCUGCUUUGUUUUCCUGCAGCUGUUUCUAAAACAAUGGCUUCUACUGAGCUGAAAGAGGAGCUGAACUGUUCCAUCUGCCUGAGCAUUUACACCGAACCCGCCAUGCUGAACUGCGGCCACAACUUCUGCCGGGUGUGCAUCAGCCGCGUCCUGGACACCCAGGAAGAAGCGGGCGUUUACAGCUGUCCCGAAUGCCGAGCCGAACACACAAGCCGCCCUUCAGUGCAGAAGAACAUGAAGCUAUGCAAUAUAGUCGAGUGCUUCUUGUCCUCCAGGCCGGUGCAGGAGCAAGCCGGGAUCUUUUGUACCUAUUGUGUGCAUUGUCCUGUGCCGGCGGUCAAGACGUGCCUACAAUGUGAGACUUCCCUGUGUGACGUCCACCUAGGGGCACACAGCAAGCUGGUGGAGCACACACUGACCGAGCCAACGACGUCUUUGGAAAACAGAAAAUGUUCCAUCCAUAAGAAAUUACUGGAGUACUACUGCAGCCAGGAUGCUACAUGCAUCUGCGUAUCCUGCUGCGCCUUCGGAGAACAUCGGGGGCAUCAGGUGGCUCUUCUCUACGAGGCCUCCAAGAAGAAGAAGGAGAAACUGAGGAAGGUCAUGGAGAAGCUGACCUCGAAGAGAGAAGAGACCGAAAAGAGGGUGCAAAGUUUACAGGAACACCGGCAAAAAGUGGAAGAGAAGGCAUCGACCAUCACCGAGAGGGUUACCCUCUUGUUCAAGGAGAUUCGAGAAGAGUUGGAGGUCUUGGAGAAGAAGGUCUUGAGCGAGAUCUCCAGUCAAGAGGAGCAGGUUUGCCUUCACGUGACCGACCUCAUCCAACAACUGGAGGUGGAGAAAGAAGAGUUGACCAAGAAGAUGCAAUGCAUCGAAGAGUUGUGCAACGUCACCGACCCGUUGACCGUCUUGCAAGGACGGGAGUCGGAGACCGCCAACUGUUACGUCGCUGAGGACGGAGAACAUGGCGAGAAGAAGAGAGAUGACAAGAAGGUCCAGGCCGUGUGCGAUCUGGAUGAAGGUCUGAUCUCGGUGAUGCUACACACGGCCUUAACGGACAUCGUGACCGGUCUAAAUGUCAAGAGAGGCUUCAACAUGAAGGUGGCCUCCAAUAUAAUACUGGACGUCAACACGGCCGGGGACUACGUAGCGGUGUCCCGGGACUUGAAAAUGGCCUCCUGGUCAGAGACUAAGCAGUGCCGACCCAAGACCCCGGAGCGGUUCGUCAAUUAUCACAUAUUAAGCACCAGGAUAUUCACCACUGGACAGAAUUACUGGGAGGUGGAGACUAGCGAAUCCGGCUACUGGAUGGUGGGACUGGCCUACCCAAGUAUCGAGAGAAAAGGAGACCGGGCCGUGACCGGCUACAACAAAAAGUCCUGGUGCCUGCGGAUGUCGGAUAAGAUGCACUCGGCCAUACACGACUCGAAGAUUAACCCUCUGUUCCCCGACACAUCGGUGCAAAGGCUCGGCAUCUACCUGGACUACGAGGCGGGCCGUCUGUCCUUCUACCAGGUGUGUGAGUCCAUCAGGCAUCUGCACACCUUCAUCGCGCACUUCACAGAGCCUCUUCACGCCGCCUUCUGCGUGUAUAAUAAUUCUUGGGUCCGGAUCAGGAGCUGAGACGUCUUGACUUUAUGACCUUGGGUGGUCACGGUGCUGAUGGGAUUGGGUGGUGAUGAGGGAUAUUGUCUUGUAUCGCAACUGCCGGGGGUCAGUGUCUGGGCUGUGCCGCUUCUACAUGGUGUAAUACAAUGAGGGGCCCUGCGUUUCGAGCUUAGUACUUGCUGCUAUUUUACACAUUGAUACACAAGACUCUUUUGCUACGAGAAUUUUUUUUUACUAUUUGUAGGUACAUGCGAGAUACCCCAAUAAUAGAGCUCUGAAGUCACCACUAGGGGCAGUGGUGUAGCUACAGGGGGUGAAGGGGUUACAAAACACAGGACCUGUCACUUCUCCAGACGUGGAGACACUUGCUUUCCCCAUGUAAUAGUAAUUCUGGAGUAUCUGUUCUUAUGACUCUAUGUUGUGCGGUUCCUUUAUUAUUCCUCCUAGAAGUUAUGAAUAAAUUGCUAGGAACUUGCAAUAAAGGUCCAGAUGGAUGUCACUAGUUAGAGUUCCCAAAUAGUCCGACUCCAUCCAUUCGGUGCUGCCAGGGACAUCUAGACCUUCAUUGCAAACUGCUUUUAAUUCACUCAUAACUUCUAGCAGGAAUAAUAGAGGAAUGGCACAACAUUGAGUCAUUAGAAUAGAUGCUCCAGAAUUACUAUUACAUGGGGAUGCAUGCAAUUGCUAAAGCAGACAUGUCAGGAGAGGGGACGGGUCCUCAACCACAGGGGGUACUAUAAAUUGCAUGUAAUAGCUGGGGGGGGGGGGGGGGUGUCUGCUAAGGAUUCUGCAGGCAGGUGGGGGGGGGGGGUGCUCUCUGCAGCUUGUACAUUUUUGGUAGAAUGUAUCUUAAGGAACGUUUCCACACAAAACUAGAAAAAAAAAACGGAAAAAGUCAAGCACCCUAAGGCCCCUUUCACACGGGUGAGUUUUCUGCGCGGGUGCAAUGCGUGACGUGAUCGCAUUGA
Bufo bufo (common toad) is the source of this 2714-nucleotide messenger RNA. Its product is annotated as E3 ubiquitin/ISG15 ligase TRIM25-like. Lineage: Eukaryota; Metazoa; Chordata; Amphibia; Anura; Bufonidae. The coding region runs from base 172 to 1761 and encodes 529 amino acids. The transcript has a single exon. Gene Ontology annotation, molecular function: zinc ion binding; protein binding. The record is from RefSeq and is a predicted model, not a curated record.